UCACCCGAAAAACGUCAAAUGCAAUAAAUAAAAAUCAGCUGAUCCGAAACGACCCACAGAAUGCUUAAUCGAUGUUAUCUUUUUGAUAAGCCAAAAUAUGCUUCGCAGAAACCACCAAAUCGCCUGACGUGACUAGUUAUAAUAUUUUAUACACCGAAUUAAGAUGCGAUUACCGCAACAUGGAAUCAUCUACUGCGGAGCGGGAAGUCAAAAAUACUCAGCAAUUAUAUUUCCAAACGGAUUGGUACUUACAACAGGCCUUAUACUUUUGCAAAUACCUAUCUCCAAAGAAGUUGAGGUCAAACUAUUUGACCGUAAUUUUAUAUGUAUCAACGACACUCCAGAGCUACAUAGUUUGCAGGCAAUCGAUUUUACAAUAAUCAAAGAGGAUGCUCAUGGUCAAUUAAUUGAAAAAACGGCACGAAUUGCAUUCACGUUAUGCUCCAAAGCUGUAGAACAGGUCAUAAAAUUCAGUUUUGGUGGCUUGCAAUUUUUACAUGGCGACAAGUAUAGAUAUAUGACAGAGUGCUGCCACUAUUUUUCGACUUGUUUGUUAUUUCAAUAUAGUGAGGAUAAUCUAUCAACUGCAAAUAUAAAAAACUUUUUCGAAUACUUGUUCAAUAAUAUACAAAGUGAUCUGAAAAUCAUGGACGAAAUAGUUUGUGUCAACACUCCAUUUGGAAAUGAGCAUUUUCUUAAUAGUAUCACCUAUGGGCAUGUCGCUAAUAUUUUUGGUAGAAAUAACUGCUUAACUUUAUUGAAUGUUCCAACCGCAUUUGGAUGUGAAGGAGGAGGAGUUUAUGACAAACAAUUGAACCUGCGUAGCAUGAUGCUCGGAUCCUGUUUUAUGCGUCAGGGAGAUAACAUUUGCUUUCCGUUGGCCAUAAACCUCACGGAGAUAUUCAAAGUUUCCAUUACCAAAGUUUCGUGCAAUGUCCAAGCGGAUCAUUUUUUUUCAAAGAUGAUUGCAUCUGUGUGCUUGGUGGACACCAUGAAUCUUUGGGGAACAGGCUGCGUAUUUAAAAUGAAUAAUCGAAACUUCGUGCUUACGUGUUCGCAUGUCUUAGGCAGUGAAAAUUUCAUCGGAUAUGCGAAGGAUUGUGAACUACAACUAGAGUUGCUAUUCAAGAACCAAAUAUUUGACAGUGCCUACGAUGUCGCUCUUUUCGAGGUUCGCAAUAAAUUUGACAUAGAACGCCCCGUUUGUCAACUCGCAGAUUACAUUCCAAUCAUUGGGCAACAGGUAUACUCUGUUGGCUUUCCCCUUUUUAAAACGUUUGGUCUGAGAGAAACGUUCAAGCCCACUAUCUUCAAAGGUCGAGUCGCAAAAUACUUAAAAGGGCUCGUAGUUACCGAUUGUCCCGUGCAAGUAGGUCAAAGUGGUGGUCCAAUUUUUGAUCUUCACGACAAUUUACUAGCUGUAAUGGUUUCCAAUUUCAAAAGUUGUUACGAUGGCAAAGUGUAUCCCCACCAUAAUAUGUGCAUUCCCAUGUGCGAUAUUUACGAUAUUGUGAAGGAAUAUUGCGAAACAAAUGAUGCAGCCAUCUUGAAGAAGUUGCAAGCAAACCGAGUUGUCGUUGACAAAUGGAAGCUUCGAAGUCCUGAAAUUGGUAAUAAGCUGUAAGCCGACACAAUGACGAUUGUGAGCUACACAAUAAUCAGGGUUAUGAAUAAAGUGGUCUGUAGUAUAGCAUAGCAUAGCACAAAUGACCGCACUUAUCAUGGGUGGCGGAUACAGUAAAAUUAUACAAUAGAAUAGUUCACUAGUAUAGUAGUGGCCAUGUGAUCAUUAUGAGGGAAUAUAGGGAGGGUAGGUUAGUUGAAUAUCUAUGUAUGAAGAUACGGGGAAACCACGUAAUCUUCAUAGGUAUUACGAAUAUUAUUGUUUGUUAGUAGGUAAGGAAGAAUUACACUGGUCUACAAAAUCAGAAAAAAAAAUUGGUGCAGGGUUGUGAUAGUAGUUUUUAGGGUAAAUCGGGUGUGCUGAGUUCAAAAAUAACCAUAGUUUUUCCCGCCGUGCUCCUGUUUUUGAGAUUUCUCCAAAUUCUGUCAAAUUCGAAAAAAAUAUGCGUAAACAAAAUAAAAUGCCCAUUUUUUGCGAAAAUUUGACAUUUUGCAAAAUUCAAAAUGCUGCCAUUUCAAAAGUUCUCAAUGGAUUUCGAUCAGCAAUAGCUGUAUUUGUAGCUGUAAGAGUCUUCUUUCACACAAAAAAAGCUCAAGCUAAACAGACAAAAAUCGUCUGAGUUCUGAUCCAUUUACCCAAUUGAAGAAAAUCUUCAAUAUCAACGCUUUUUGAUAUUACUACAGACACGACAAAAACUUCAGAAAAUCUAUUAAAAAUAAAUGUUUUUAUAGACUUCGAUGCUCUGGAUAUAAAUUAAAAGCCAUAAAGUAGUUUUAUUAUCAUAUUUCAAAAUAACCUAAAAAUAUUUCAUUUUAUAAUAGUUAUACUAUAAACAAAAAUACGGAGUUCAAGAGUUAGAAAGAGACAGCGAAUAGAUUUGGACAUACUCAAUCUGAAUAUGAAGUCGUAUUUUUGUUACUUUUGGUCAGCUUACAUAACCUAACUCAAUUAUAUGUUCAAUGACGUUUGCGAAUAGAAUUUCGAAAAGGGAAUAGAAACGACCAGUGAUCACAGAAUAUAUUUUAUUUUAUAUAUGAAAAUUUUUAUUAUAUCAUAUCAUUAUAGCAAAUUAAACUUUUUUUGUUGGAGACGAACCACUGCGACCAGUAUUUAGAUCUAUUCUGGUAUGCCCCUUCUUUAAUCUAAGUGUACUAUCUACUAUGACAUAUCACUAUUCAUGAGUGAUUGUCAUUUUUGAGAUACACACUCUUUCCAGUUAGGCACACCACUUCGUAUGAAGUUUAUUACCUGCUUGGGAUUUACAAUCCAAACAUCAAAAGGCUCCAAUGUUUUUUUUAUCGAGGACUCUUAGUCUGCGUUGUAUCAAUGCAAAGCAUUCGCAGAGCAGAUGCUCUGGUGUUUCACUUUCAGAUCCGCAGACGCGGCAUGUAUCGUUUGUAAGCUUACCAAUUUUUUUUAAGAUGAUAUUUACUCGGACAGUGUGUGGUAAGUAGUCCUGUCAUGAUACAUCGUUCUUUUUUGUUUAGUCUAAGCAACUCCAAACUUUUUUUCUCGAUUGGGUGAGAUAAAUUUCUUUGAUUGUCGUAGCCCAGGUGCAGGGCCGUCUUAAGACCACUCGGGAUCCAUGGGCACAACUGAGCUGAGGGGCCGCUCUUAUUGAACAGGUAUCAACUGCUGUACAGUAGGAUAAUCAAAAAAAUGAUCCCCAGCAUCAGGGAGCCAUAUAUGCCACCUUGAUUUUUUUUCCAUUUUAAGUCAAAUUAUUCAACUACGUGAUUGUAUUGAAAAAUAUUUUAGGAAUCAAAAUAUAUAGAGAAAAAAAAAUUAGAUUUCCAGGUACUAUCGAAAAACGGAAGAUUAUUUUGAUAUAUGCGGUUGUGGAAGUUCGAACUCAGAUGAGCUGCGUACAGUGUAAUGGACUUACCAGCUACGCUAUUCCCUUCCCAUAUGAUAUAAUGUGACCUUCAUGGUAGUAAGACGUUGUUUAGGGCGGAAGAGUGCCUCCGUCAAUAAUGAGAAAUGGUGCAUUAAGGCGGGUUAAACAUCAACACUACAAUGUCGACGAUUCAUUCAAUUAUUGUCAUUACACUAUGACAAUCUAGGAAAAAUAUUUAGCAAUAUGCCAAUAAAAUUCAACUUGUUAAUAAAUGAUGACUACUUGAUUUAAAAAAGUUACAUUAAUUCGUACAAUAAUGUUGUUAUCGAUUUCUUACUGUUCCUGGUAUGAUGCAACUGGAAAAAGUCAAUUGCCAGCUUAACAAUAAGCCACAUUUUUUCAAUCAUAAUUUAACUACAUUUACAGUUGAACAAUAUUGAAUGUUGCAGCCAUUGAAAUCAAUCAAUAUUAUGUCGAACUUAAGUGAGCCUUAAACCUCGGUUCAUUCAUUUUAAAUUUUCGCAUUUUUCGCUGCAGGAAUAGAACUAUUUCUUGAAAUAGUGUCUCUUCAUGCACAAAUUGUUGGUGGUUGUAGAUUUUUGUUAUAUAUUCUGACAGAAGCUUUGUGCUUUCUUACAUAGUGAACGGUUCGCAGAGGCGGAGAAAUCAAACAAAUAUAUUAUAAGAGACCAUUCAUAAAUUGCGUAACGCAAAAAUUGCCCAAAAUUGACUCGCCUUCUCCCCAUGUACCAAAUUGUCACAAAUUUAUCUAUCCCUUCUCCCCUAUUACGUAACAAAUUUCUUUUAAUUUUUUUUUCUUCAGUAAAAACAUGUUACGUAACGUUAUAGCUUACUCCCACUCCCCCAUUUGUCACAAUAUGUCGCAAAUUGUCGAACCCCCACCCCUAAACGUAAUUUAUGAAUAGUAAUAUUAAUUUGGAAUGUGGAAAAGACCGUAAAAGCCGAAAAUUCACUAAAGUGAUAUUAAUAUUUUUAUAUUCAUCGAAUUAGUAUCUCAAAGACGGUGCCGGUAGUUAAGUGGCAGGGUUUUGAUGGUAGAGACGCCUCUCUGGUGUGAAAGAUAGGCACUCAGUACAGAAAGAGACCGAAGGAAAAAAAUAAUAACAAUAAUUAGCCUUAUCACCUUUCGAAAGUACAAAGUACCUUCAUUGUUACGUAAUCAAAUAAAUACAGCGAAACGUCGAAAUUACUCGAACCUAUUAAAAUGAGAACACAAUUCUAGAGUUUUUAUUCAAAACGUCAUGUCUACAAUGAGUAUUUUUGUUUACCUUUCUCUUUUGAUUUUUACGGCGUCACUAUAGCACCUCUCACUUACUUUGCAGUACAGAUUGCAAGACGGUGGUUUUUACUAGAGUUGAAGAAUAAAUGUAAAAGCGAUCGAAUUAUUAACAGAAGAGAAAGUAAUCAAUGAGAGUCCCUCAUUGUAGAUAUGUCUUUUUUUUUUUAAAAAAAAAGGAAUUCAUUUCAAUAAUUCACUACCACAAGUAUUAGGAGUUAAUUCAUAAUCAACCACAAACAGAAAUGCAACCAUCUACCAACGAAGCUCAUCAAAGAUGAAAAGCAAAUGCAUAUAGCUUUAACUUAGAUUGCAAUAUUAUACAAAAUGUAAACCCAAACAUAAAUGAAUAAAAAUUUGAGUUAAAAAAUUCAUUUCUUUACUAGUCAUGUAAAACAGUCGAAAUGGGAAACAUAUCGAAUGCACACUGGCGUGAGGCACAAAUCCUCAACUACCUACGGGAUACGUUCAAUUUGACCCAGCAUAUUCUGAUUCCUAAUUCUGACGGCCUAAAAUAUUUUUAAUAAGGCGGAGUGUCGUACAAAAAUAACGUAAUUGGUUCUAUACCAGACAACGGCAUAGUGGAAAAUGCCCAAUCUAGCCGUGGAAGUAUCGUGAGAACUCAAGAAGUCCAGGAGUCCUUUUUGAAGGUUUUCACGUAGAUUUGUUCAAUCACAAUCCUUGAUGUGACGAAGAAAUGAAAAUUUGCCACAUGCGCGGAUCGCUUGCUAAACAAGGAUUGUAUACCGAAUUUCGACAUCUUCUUCUUCCACUUUCUGUACAGCUUCCUUGUGAAAAUUUUGCCACCUUGUCGGUUGCCGCUCCUGCUUGGAAAACAUUUCAUUUUUUUGCUGAAAAUGAAUUGAAACUUCAAUCGAAAUGUUGGAUUGACGUUUGGAUUGGUCCAAUACCAUCCGCUUGAUUAUCUGAUGGUCUUAAAACGUCACAUGGGUUAAGAUGCGAUGUGCGAAUUUGAUCCAUGGUUACCCACACGCUAAAGACUUAUAAACUAUUAAGUGCUACUAUUUUUUGGAACAUAGCCUUCUGAAUGAUUCUAUAUUCAUCCUAAGUUGGGGGCCCCUAAAAGCCCGGGACCCCUGGCCCUGGCCCAGUAUGUCCAUGCGUAAAGACGGUACUGCCCAGGUGUGGUACUCCAAUUGUUCUUUAUAGCUGUGAUUUCCCACUUUUCAAUUCCAUUUUGAGGGCACUCGAUGAGAACCCACAGAAUGGUUCUGGGUCGAUAAAAUUAGUGGAAGACCCUAUUCUUGCUAGCUCAUCGACUUUUUCGUUCCCUGCAACGUCACUAUGUUCUGGAACCCAGUAUAAAUUAACAUGGGUUUUCUCCGCCAAUUGUCGGAGAGCAAGAAUGGGAGUGUACUAGUUUCGAAGACAUGCAGGAGCCCUUAAUGCGUUGAGCGCAGCCUGACUAUCUAAGAAAAUGCAGACAUUUGGGUACCGUUAUUUUCUUUUCAGAUAUACGUAAGUGCAUUCUAGAAUGACAUAUAUUUCUGUUUGAAACACUGUCGGCGGAUUUGUAUCAUUCUUACGCUGUCUCCGUGAAGACGCCAUAUUUCUCAUUGAAGCAAUUUUGUUUCGGUGAGCUAGGCAUAAAGUACUGAAUAAAUGCAAUAUAUAAAUACCUGUUCGUAUUUACUUCUCGCACAUCCCAAGAAAUAUGCAGGCAACAAACUCAACCGGUAUCACAAAUGAAACACCAAGAACUAUAGAGCUAAACUGCCAAACGCCUU
Topomyia yanbarensis is the source of this 6506-nucleotide messenger RNA. RefSeq lists its product as uncharacterized. NCBI's taxonomy places the organism in Eukaryota, Metazoa, Arthropoda, Insecta, Diptera, Culicidae. Gene Ontology annotation, molecular function: serine-type endopeptidase activity. The transcript is spliced from 5 exons. The record is from RefSeq and is a predicted model, not a curated record. Gene Ontology annotation, biological process: protein processing; regulation of fatty acid beta-oxidation. Gene Ontology annotation, cellular component: peroxisome. Bases 164 to 1624 code for a protein of 486 amino acids.